This is a messenger RNA of Diabrotica virgifera virgifera (western corn rootworm), 1599 nucleotides long. RefSeq lists its product as uncharacterized. The transcript has 3 exons. Bases 1 to 1599 code for a protein of 532 amino acids. Lineage: Eukaryota; Metazoa; Arthropoda; Insecta; Coleoptera; Chrysomelidae. The record is from RefSeq and is a predicted model, not a curated record.
AUGACAGGGAUUCACAUAAACUUUCAGAAUUGUAGGGGACUGAACACGAAAACUGCGGAAUUCUAUAAAAAUUGCUUGGAAGGUAAUUAUGAUGUAGUAGUAGCUGUAGAAACAUGGCUUCGGGAGGAUAUGGUUGAUGGAGAACUAAUUGAUAUAAAUGUAUUUAACUUAUUGAGAUCUGACAGAAACCAGGAGAUUUCUGGCAAAACUAAGGGAGGAGGAGUAUUAAUGGUAAUAAAAAAGGAGCAUAAGCUUUUAAAAGUAACACAUCAUUGUUCAUCUUUUGAAAUUUUGGUUGCGGAUUUAAAAAUUAAUAACAAAUUAAGUAUAAAAUUAAUUGGAGUGUAUAUUCCACCAGAUUGUAAAUUACAUGACUAUGCGAAUUGCUUCGAAUUGUUACAAACACAUAUUACUGAUAUUAAUAACACGUUUAUUUUUGGCGACUUCAAUAUUGCAGAAAUUAAAGGAACCGAAAAUCUAGAUUUUACUAAUGGAAGUGCUAAGUUUAAAAGUAUGAUUGAGUUUUUAAAUUUUAAUUCAUUUUUGCUUUAUAACAAUGUAAAAAACUGGCAGGGCAAAUCUUUAGAUCAAGUAGUAGCAUCUGCAGAUAAUAUAAAUAGUUGUAAGGUAUGUCAAGAGCAGUUACCGUUAGUAAAGGAAGAUAGAUUACAUCCAUCUCUGGAAAUUCAACUUUCAUUUACAGUAUCAAGUUUUAGACAAACAGAUAAGUUAGUUGGUAAUAGAUUUAAUUUUAAAAAAGCAAAUUUUGAUUUGAUGUGUGAUUUGAUGAGAAAUAUGACGUGGGAAGCUGUAACAGAGGAAAUAGAGGUAGAUAAAGCUCUAGAUAUCUUUUACUCAAAAGUACUUAAUAUAUUUGAAGGAUCUGUACCACAAUAUAAUAUUUACAAGAAUUAUUCUAAUUUUCCGAAAUGGUUUACGCCUGAUAUCAAAAAGUUGCUCAAACAAAAAAAUAAUUUUAGAAAGUUAAGACAUGUUGCAAUGUAUUUUAACAAUCAAUUUAUAGAGACCAGAAAAAAACUGAAAUCAUUAAUUAACAUAGAGCACAGGAAAUAUAUACGGCAAAUUGAGGAAAAUAUAGAAAAUGAGUUUAACAAUUUCUGGAAUUUCAUUAAUAAUAAGAAUUCUAAAUCUAAUCAAACAGAAAUAUUUUAUUUUGGGGGUAAAGAAAUAAAUCAGAGUGAUACUGCUAAUGAGUUUGCGAACUAUUUUGAAUCUGUUUAUUCUAGCGACAUUUCUAGCUAUAACACUAAUUUUACAAAUAUUAUUAGUAAUAACAAUGUUUUUAAUUUACCAUCAAUAACAAGCGUAGAUUAUGAUAAUGCAGUCAAAAAGCUGAAACCAAAGAAAGCUGCCGUUAAUUCUAAACACAUAUCACAACUAUUUACAGAUCACAUAGAACAAGAACCUGAGUCUCAAGGUGAGUCUGACGAAGAAGAAGAAUGUGAAUAUUUUAGCUCAGAUGAAGAAGUACGAGAACUGCACAGCAGGCGAUAUAGAAAGGUUUCAGGAAAUUGUAAUCAUAAUGAUGGCCAACGUUUGAAUACGGACACAUCAUCUAAAGAAGAAGAAUUUGCCUAA